This is a messenger RNA of Vitis riparia (riverbank grape), 814 nucleotides long. RefSeq lists its product as uncharacterized. Bases 102 to 593 code for a protein of 163 amino acids. The transcript has a single exon. Lineage: Eukaryota; Viridiplantae; Streptophyta; Magnoliopsida; Vitales; Vitaceae. The record is from RefSeq and is a predicted model, not a curated record.
GAGAAGACCCUGGACCUGGAUCUCACAAACUCUCCUUCCCCACCCUUUUCUCUCCAAGAGGAACCUGCCAAAUUAGUCUCCUACUGUUAGAAACCUUAAAGAUGUUGCUGUUGUAUCCGGCAUCCGCCUCCCUACCAUCACUGCAACUGCUGGCCAAUAGUUCAAGCAUCAAAUGUAGAAGUGGAUUGCAUAUGCCACUGAAGGUAAUGGGUAUGGCAAAGGAAAGCAGCGACAGCGGUGAUGGCAUCACAGAGAAGGUAGCCAUAGUGGGUGGCCUGGUAUCUACCCCCGUCAUUGCCUGGUCUCUCUACACUCUGAAGACAACAGGCUGUGGCCUGCCCCCUGGGCCAGGAGGCUCAAUAGGCGCACUUGAAGGUGUGAGCUACCUCAUUGUCGUGGGAAUUGUGGCUUGGUCCUCGUACACCAAAUACAAAACUGGCUCCGGUCUCCCUAACGGACCUUUUGGCUUGUUGGGUGCUGUUGAAGGCCUUUCAUAUUUAUCAUUGCUCGCCAUUUUGGUGGUGUUCGGGCUGCAGUUUUUUGAGCAGGGUUCCAUCCCUGGACCCCUCCCCAGCGACCAGUGCUUUGGCUAAAGCCUUGUGUAUCGUCAUCCUUGUUCUACCUCAAGAUAAUGUACUACAGGCCAGUACAUUUCCUAUCGGCUGUAUAUGGUCAUGCUUCACCCGGGCUGUCGGUUGAAGAAAAUUGCCGUGAUUGAAUGUUGAUCCACACUUUUUCUUUCUCCACUGUUGGUCUCCUGUUUAUAGUUAAAUCUUUUUCUCCAAUAAAUUGGGCUUUGGAACAGUUUUGCUUA